AUGCCACAAAAAAAAUAUUAUCGACAAAGAGCUCAUUCUAAUCCGAUAGCAGACCAUGCUCUUGAUUACCCAACAACACCUGAUGAUAUGGAUUGGUUGUCAUUAUAUCCGGCAUUUUUUGAACACAAAAAUGAUUCGUGUCCAAAGGUGGAAUAUGCUGAUAUAGGAUGUGGUUAUGGAGGAUUACUUGUUUCUUUAGCCACAGAAUAUCCAGACACAUUGAUGCUUGGAUUAGAAAUACGAAUCAAGGUCAGCGAUUACGUAAAAGACAGAGUGAUUGCUUUAAGAGAAGCAAACCCAGGACAAUAUCAAAAUAUAAAUGUUCUUCGUGGAAAUGCCAUGAAAUAUUUGCCAAACUACUUCAAUAAAGGUCAGUUAAAGAAGUUGUUUUUCCUUUUUCCUGAUCCACAUUUUAAACAGAAGAAACACAAAUGGAGAAUAAUAAGUCCGACUCUUCUCGCGGAGUAUGCCUACGUUAUGGCAGUUGGCGGUAUUGUGUACACAAUCACUGAUGUACCUGAUUUACACGAAUGGAUGAAAAAACACUUUUCAGAGCACCCUUUGUUUGAAGAAAUUCCAGUUGAAGAACAAGCUAACGAUCCAGUUAUUCCAAAACUCGGUAUUUCUUCAGAAGAAGCGAAGAAGGUUACAAGAAAUGGUGGACUAAAAUUAACUGCAAUUUUCCGAAGGAUUGAAGAUAAAUAUCGAGUGAAAGCUGAUUAAAUAAACCUCAGAAAUAAAAUUGUCUUUCUUGCAUGCUGUGGCUAUUUUAUUCUGGUGACGAUAAAUGAAAGAAAUAGUUAAAAAUCAUGUGAAACUCGGCUUCGCGCGAUCAGGAUCAGGAUUGUAACAUGGUCU
Dendronephthya gigantea is the source of this 858-nucleotide messenger RNA. RefSeq names its product tRNA (guanine-N(7)-)-methyltransferase-like. Gene Ontology annotation, biological process: RNA (guanine-N7)-methylation; tRNA methylation. Gene Ontology annotation, molecular function: tRNA (guanine(46)-N7)-methyltransferase activity. The record is from RefSeq and is a predicted model, not a curated record. NCBI's taxonomy places the organism in Eukaryota, Metazoa, Cnidaria, Anthozoa, Malacalcyonacea, Nephtheidae. Gene Ontology annotation, cellular component: tRNA methyltransferase complex.